GGUAUGUGCUCGCAUCACAAGCGUGUCCCUUUCCUCACCUUUCCCACCCCAUCUCUACCUCAAAACUCUCCAGCGUGUGCUGAGAGAGAGAGUGAAAGAGUCUGCGUUGGGUGUGUUGCGUAGCACUUUUGUCAAUGGCGAUGGUGAAUUCUGCAGCUGGUCUUCUUCGCUGCUGCUGCUCCAACACACCCCCGCGACGUCUCCUUCCUCUGCACUCUCCAUCCUCGUCGCAUCCCGUCAAUACCCGACUGCAGCUGUCGACUCCUCCGUUCCCGGGUUGUGCUGUAUCCAGGACUGAGGCCAAGAGAGCUCUCCUCCCCGGCACGUCCUCGGCUUCCAAGGACGAGGCUCGCGAACCCAUCACCGAUGCCAACUUCGACAUGGACGGAACGGCGGACAGGCCCGGCGGGACUCUCCUCUGCUCCUUCUCUCCUCUUCCCCUCCUCUUCCUCACUGCGCUUCCUGGAGCUGGGACAGUGAGAUCUCUGUUUGGGCCUUUCGUUGAGCUUGUUAAAACCUUGAGUCUCCCUGAUUGGCUUGUGCAUUGGGGUCACCCAGGCAAUAUGGCUGUCGUGCUCUUUGCAAUGGGCGGAUACGGAACAUAUCUUGGUUUUCGUAUUAAAUUUUCCGAUGAUGUGGAAGAGAAGGCCAAGGCAAAAGACUUGCACCCGAAGCUUCUCGGUGGAAUGUUUUUCUUCUUUGCUCUUGGUGCAACCGGUGGUGUGACAGCUCUACUCACCUCAGACAAACCUAUAUUCGAGAGUCCUCAUGCUGUCACAGGAUUCAUAGGCCUAACACUUUUGACUGUUCAGACAGUGUUACCUUCCUUGUUUGAGGGUAAUCCAGGAUUAAGAAAUGUCCAUGGGAUCUUGGGUAGCGGGAUCAUGACUCUGUUUCUCAUUCAUGCCGCCCUUGGACUUCGACUUGGCCUCAGCUUCUAAUCGUCGACAUAUACAUGCCCGGUUACAUUAUACCUCUUUCUAGGAUGUUUUUAGUCAUAGAUAUUGUAUCAAAAUUGGAGAUGGACGGAAAGCAAAGAAUGAGAAGUUGUUUCUACACAAAGCGUUUGUUCUGUUUUUCUGUUGUGUUCUUCCCAUGGCAAAACAGAAAGCAUAAGCAAAUGCUGAUAGACAAAGGGCAGAAUAAACCGAUGCAGAGCUAACAUUAUUCGGCUGAGUGUUGAUGCA
Messenger RNA from Syzygium oleosum, 1187 nucleotides. RefSeq lists its product as uncharacterized. The transcript is spliced from 6 exons. The coding region runs from base 135 to 941 and encodes 268 amino acids. Lineage: Eukaryota; Viridiplantae; Streptophyta; Magnoliopsida; Myrtales; Myrtaceae. Gene Ontology annotation, cellular component: membrane. The record is from RefSeq and is a predicted model, not a curated record.